Molecule: messenger RNA, 10510 nt
Organism: Drosophila ananassae
Lineage: Eukaryota; Metazoa; Arthropoda; Insecta; Diptera; Drosophilidae
Gene: Myo10A
Product: unconventional myosin-XV
Exons: 8
Coding region: 985-10368 (3127 amino acids)
Cellular component (GO): cytoskeleton; myosin complex
Molecular function (GO): protein binding; cytoskeletal motor activity; ATP binding
Source: RefSeq, a predicted model, not a curated record
CCGCUCUCUCGCUCUCUCUGGGCCAUGCAACAAGUGAUCAGCGUGAACCGUUGUACCCGAGUUUCCGAAUGGAAUUUCAAACGCUGCUCGACUGCCGGAGAAGUUUGUUGUGCAUUUUUUUUGGUGCGCGGCGUGCCACGGAUUGCGAAAAACAUACAAAAAAAAAAAAGGAAAAAAGACACAAUUACCCAUUCCCACACUUAAAAGUUGAAACACACAACUGAAGCCACAAGCCACAAAGCCACAGAAGCAGUCAAAAAUAGAGUUUUUUUUUUGUUACUCGUCAAGUGCCGUGCAAUUAUUUUGUUCUAAAAAGUAAUUAAUAAUAAAAGAAAACAAAAAAAAAAACCUGCAACAAAACAAAAACACAAAAUAAAGAGAGAAAUAAUAAUCAAAACUAAGCGAAAUUCUAAGCUCGGGCAGAAGACACGAAUGAAAUCCAAUCCGAGUUCUUCUCGCCUUUCUUCUAAUGUUCUUAGUGACGAAGUGACGUUGAAAGCAGUUGAGAAGAGGAAGAGUCACGGAGAAAGAGAAGCGGAAAGAAGCCACAAGAAGAAGCACCGAAGAAAGAUCUAAAAAAAAAAGUAAAGAAAAAGAAAAUAUAUAUAAAAAAAAAUAAAAAAAAAAACACACACACUAACACACACACUUGAUACGUAACGCUAGCUGCGAAGCCGGCCGAGACGUCAACGCCGGCAGCAGAACUGUUAACUGAAACGCAAGCCAACAACAACAGCAACAGCAACAAUGUUUCAACCGGUUUAAAGACCUCUGCCACGCCCCCUAUCCACUCCCAGAUCAGAUCCAGAAGAGCAGCAGAUCCAUUAUCCGCACACAUCCGCGUCCAUUCCGCGAUAGAAGCGGAAGCCACGGGAGCUGCUGGAAAGUCUCGUUUUCUGCGGACACCUGACCCGACCCGACCAGGACCGAGAAGGAGGAGCACCUAGACUAGGAGGAGGCGGAUAGCAGCUGCAAGACCGAGCCAUGGACUGGGCCGAAGGCGAUCUGGUCUGGUUCGACCCGGGGAUGGGUCAUCCCAUUCCCGGCGAGAUCCAGGAAGUGCAUCGCGCUGCUCAGGUGAUUGUUGUCCAGGCGCUCAUCAAAGGAAAGAUGCGCAUCGUCCGGUUCCACUUGGAGCCCUGGCAGCGUGGCGGCGGCGGCGGCUCCAUCACCCCCAGCCCCGCCCAGUCGCCCUCCCUGGCCCUGCUCUCGCCCCACGUCCUCCGCCGCCAGCGCCCGGCCAGCCUCGAGGAGGGGGACGGCGCGGACCUGCCGGCCAUGUCCGCCCACUAUCCGGCCCUGCCCGCCAGCCGGAGGCGCCGCCUCAAGUGCCACCGCUAUCCGCAGGUGGUGAAGCGACUCUCGACUUUGUGCAGCGAUGUGAUAGCCCGCCAUCCACAGACGUUCGCCCUCCAGCCCGGCGAGGGCAACCUCCGAGCCCGCCAGGACCUGGGCAGCAGUGGUGUGGAGGACAUGACCCUCCUGGAUGACCUGCACGAGGCGUCGCUCCUCUGGAACCUGCGCCUGCGCUACGACAAGGGCCUCAUCUACACCUUCGCCGGCAGCAUCCUGAUCGCCGUCAACCCGUACAAGAUGUUCCCGGACGCCUACGGCCUGGAGGUGGCCAAGCAGUACGCCGGCCGCCCCCUGGGCUCCCUGCCGCCGCAUCUGUUCGCCAUCGGAGCGGCGGCCCACGCCGCCCUGCCCUCGCCCCAGGUGGUCGUCAUUUCCGGGGAGAGCGGCUCCGGCAAGACGGAGUCCACCAAGCUGGUGAUGCAGUACCUGGCCGCGGUAGUGCCGGGCGGAGGAUCCGCCUCGGCGGUCAUCACCGAACAGAUCCUGGAAGCGGCACCGCUGCUGGAGGCGUUCGGCAACGCGAGGACCGCCAGGAACGACAACAGCUCCAGGUUCGGCAAGUACCUGGAGGUCUACUUCAAGAGCGGAGCCAUCGUGGGUGCCAAGAUUACGCAGUACCUGCUGGAGAAGUCCAGGAUCGUGACCCAGGCGCCGGGCGAGCGCAACUACCACGUCUUCUACGAGCUCCUCGGCGGCCUGUCCGAGUCGGAGCGCUCCAAGUACGGUCUCCUGGAGGCGGACAAGUACUUCUACUUGAACCAAGGCGCCACCGACUGCGCCAGCGGUCGGGUGGACUGGGAGUCCCUGCAGGGCGCCAUGCAGGUCCUCGGCGUCUCCGAGGGCGAACGCGAAGGCAUCGUCCGUGUCCUGGCGGCGGUACUGCAUCUGGGAAACGUUUACUUCCAUCGCCGGCAGCUGCGCCACGGCCAGGAGGGCGUGGAGGUCGGCUCGGAUGCGGAGAUCAAGUGGGCGGCCCACCUGCUGCACAUCAGCGCCGACGGACUGCACCGGGCGCUGACCAGCCGGACGACGGAGGCGCGCGCCGAGAGACUCCAUACGCCGCUGGGCAUCGACCAGGCCCUGGACGCCCGAGACGCCUUCGCGAAGGCGCUGUACGCCGGACUCUUCAACUGGCUGGUGUCGCGGAUCAACUCCAUUGUGCAGAAGGGCGGCACCCACGACGCCCACCGCAUCAGCAUCCUGGACAUCUUCGGGUUCGAGGACCUGGCCGAGAACAGCUUCGAGCAGCUCUGCAUCAACUACGCCAACGAGAACCUCCAGCUGUACUUCAACAAGCACGUCUUCAAGCUGGAGCAGGCCGAGUACGCCCGGGAGCGGCUCGAGUGGACGCCCCUCGCCUGGGACGACAACCUGCCGGUGAUCCAUCUGCUGGCCAAGAAGCCGGUCGGCAUCUGCCAUCUGCUCGAUGACGAGUCCAAUUUCCCGCGUGCCACCGACCUCAGUUUCCUCGAGAAGUGCCACUACAACCACGCCCUCAGCGAGCUCUACGCCCGUCCCCGGAUCGGCGCCCAGGAGUUCGGAGUCACCCACUACGCCGGUCAGGUGUGGUACUGUGUGGACGGCUUCCUGGACAAGAACAGGGACGCCUUGCGGGGCGAUGUCCUGGAGCUGCUGGCCUCCAGCCGGCUGACGCUAGUCGGGGAGCUGACGAAGCAGCUCCGAGCCCAGCGGGACGCCGGGAAGACCCUGCCCAAGGGCAGCAACGGAAGAUUCGUGACCAUGAAGCCGAGGACGCCGACGGUGGCGGCCCGGUUCGCCGACUCCCUGCAGCAGCUGCUCCAGUCGAUGGGCAGGUGCCAUCCGUGGUUCGUCCGCUGCAUCAAGCCCAACCAGGAGAAGCACGCCCUCCGCAUGGACAUGCCGUGCGUGCUGCAGCAGCUCCGCUACCUGGGCAUGCUGGACACCAUCCAGAUCCGGCAGCGCGGCUACCCGGUGCGCCUCCGCUUCCAGCACUUUGUGGAGCGGUACCGCCACCUCCUGGCCAGUCCGCUGGCGCGGGGAACGCCCUACCGGGAGCUGUGCCGCGUCCUCCUCGAGGCCAUGCCGCGCACGGGUGUCGAGGGCCCGGACUAUCAGCUGGGAGCCACGCGGGUGUUCCUGCGCGAGGCUCUGCACCGCGCCCUGGAGAGCGGCCGGACGGAGCGGCUGCGGCGGGCGGCCGUCAGCGUCCAGCGCCACGUCCGGGGCAUGCUGGUGCGCCGGCAGUUGGCGCGUCGCGAGGCGGCGGCCACGAAGCUGCAGGCCCUGUGGCGCGGACAGCGGGAGCAGCAGCGAUAUAGGCAUCUGCGCAAGGGUGCCCUCACCGCCCAGAGACUGUGGCGCGGACGCCAGGCCAGGAGAAGGGUCCAGCAACUCCGAUCCGAUCACCGGCGGCGGCAGGAGGCGCGGGAAGCGGCGCAGCGGGCGAGGGAGGCCCGAGAGGCAAAGCAGGCGGUGCUGGAGAGGAGCCAGCUGAGCUACCUGGACAUACCCGCCGAGCUGGCCUUCAUCUACUCCAAGCUGCAGGGCUGGUCGCCGCCGCAUGGCGACCGGAAUCUGGUGAAGGUGCUGGGAACAGUGCCGGGACCUCCGAACGCCGCCAUGCAGCUGCCCGAGGACCUGGCCCAGUUCUCCUUCGGCAAGUUCAGCAGCGUCUACUGCAACGGGAUGCGGCUGCAGCCGCGGAGGGAGCCCAUCACGGCGCCCUUCCUCUCGAGAGCCGCGUCGCGGGACCAGGACUUCCAGGACGCCCUGGCCGUGUUCAAGCUGAUACUGCGCUGGAGCAACGACAAGUCGCUGGAGGGCGCCAAGGAGAAGCUCCUGGCCGACUACAUCGUCCACAAGGCGCUCAGCUCGCGCGGCCUGCGGGACGAGAUCCUGGUGCAGCUCUGCAACCAGGUGCACGGCCUGCCCCCCACCUCCGUGGAGGCCACCCGGCUGUGGCAGCUUCUGGGCCAGUGCCUGUGCUGCUUCCAGCCCAGCGCCGCCUUCAGCAAGUAUCUGAUGCGCUUCGUGGACGACGAGGCGCCUGCGAAUCUCCGGCCGCUGCUCCUCCGCCAGUUGCUGCGCCAGUCCGGCUCCGGAGGCCAGGCGGCCGGCGGCGGUGCCGGGAGGAGCUUCGUGCCCGCCUGGCUGGAGUGGCGCGCCUGGACGCGGGGCUGCGACAUGGCCCUGCCCCUCACCCUGCCGGACGAGGCCAGCCAGACGGUGGCCGUCGACUCGUGGACGAGUUGCGAGGAGGCCGCCGCCCUGGCCGUCUCCUCGCUGGGCGUCUCCAGCCGUGGCUGGACUCUGGUCCUGGACGACGGCCAGCAGCUGACCGACAGCUGCGGCCUGGACUACGUCAUGGAUCUGAUUGCCGAGAAGGAGCUGUGCCCGGCCUUCCCAGCUCCCAGGAGCGACCUGCUCCGGUCGGGAGCCAAGUUCGCCAGGACCCCGUUGCCGGAGGCCGUCAAGCGCCCAGCCGUGCCGCCUCCAGCCCCGCCCACUGCCGGAGGAGCCAAGGAGGAGCUGCCGCGAGAGCGACGCAGCAGCCGGGAGCUCCUGUCCCGGAGCUCGGCCCUCAACGAGCGCUACUUCGAGCGGGAGCCUAGUCCGGGUCCGGGGACGAGUUCCGGCCAGAGCCAGGCCAAGUCGCGCUCCAAGUCCCUGGACGACCUGCUGGCCGGAGACAUUGCUCCGGUCCAGACGGACUGCGACUCCCAGGAGCCGCUCCACACCCUCGGACUGUCGGAGAGCCGCCUCAACGACCGCUACCACUCGGCGGAGCGACUGGCUCCGAUGGGGAAGGAGACGGCGCCGCGCUACCAGAAGUCCCAGCACGCCGGAAGGAGGUCCCACGCCGCCUCCCACGGCUCCCACUCCAGCAAGUACGCCGACAAGGCGGAGUACGCCACCCGAUCCUCGGCCAUGUCGGACACCAGUGAGGCUCCGUCCCUGGCCUCGCACGUCCGGCGGGUGAGAGUGCCCUCGCAGGCCUCCGAUGUGGACCAGUUCCUGGACGACUUGUUCAGCCCGGUGCUGGACGGUUCUCUGGACGAGCUGUCCGAUGCCAGAUCCCUGGCAGCCAGCAUCCGGGGAAGCGGCACAAAACAGCAGCAACAUGAGGAGGAGGAGGAGGAGGACUCUGACCUGGAGGAGCUACAGUCGGAAUCGGAGAUCGAGGACCUGGAGGACUACAUCAACGAGCUGAUGCCCAGCCACCUGGCAUCAGAGAACCUCUGCAACCUGAAGAAUAAGGAGAACCUGGUGGUUGCCAUCAAGGGAGGCGGCAGCACCGACAGCAACGGAGCGGAUCCCCUGCUCCACCAACUGAUGCAACUGCCGGCGGAGACCGACUCCGCUCCGGCCCUCUACCAGCAGCAGGUGCAGCGCGCCUUCCUCCAGUCGGCCAUGGCCCAGAACCUGCAGAUCCAGCAGCAGCUCCUGGCCCAGAACCAGGCCCUCCAGACCCUGCUCAGCCAGCAGGCGGCAGCAGCGGCGGCGGCCACCAGUUCCGCCUCCCCACCGCCGCCCCCGGUCUCGGGAUCCGGCGGAGUGCUCAGUAGCCUCUCCAUUUCGCCGCCGCCACCCCAGUCCCCACUGCGGAUGAAGACCACGCGGAGCAGUCUGGUGGUGAUGGAGUCACUGCAGCCACCAGCACCGCCACCACCGCCGCCGAUGCCGCCGCCACUGGAGUGCAAGGAUCCGUCGGAGACGCGCCACUUCCUGGAUCCCUACGGACGCGCCAAGACCGUCCGGAUCGGCAAGUGGCGCUGGCCGCCGCCACAGGACGAGCCCCAGUUCCAGACCGAGGAGGACUUCUUCGCCUUCAAGAUGCGCCAGCAGCAGCGGAAGACCACGCCCCAGGCCCAGCACCACUCGCACCACCAGGCGGGCAUCAACGGUGGUCCGGGAGGCGCCUCCGCCACGGCCAUCGAGUGGGAGGAGUUCGAGAUCGAGAGCCCGACGCCGCCGCCGCUGAUGGGCGGCCAGCCGCAGCUGAUGCGGAGCAGCAUCCGGCUGGAGACCAGUACCAGUACCACCACGGCCAUCACAACCACGUCGGGAGCCGGAGCCGGCCGGGAUAUGCAGGAUGCGGGCGGGCCACCGCCGCUCCAGAGUGUCGUCACGACCACCAAGCUGGCCAAGAAGAGCUUCGAGAUCGGAGCCGAUCGCCCGCCUCCGGGCAGCGUGGGCAAGCUGAAGCUCAGCUCCGAGAUGCGCCAGCGCCUGGAGCAGGUGACGGCGGGCCACUCGGUGCGCUCCACCGUGUCCACCAAGUCGGAGCAGCGGGCCCCGGCCAAGCUGGAGGACACCCGGAAGCUGAUGCUCCAGCAGCAGCUGGGAGGCCUCUUUGCCAGCGUGAGUGGCGGUGCAGGAGGCGGUGGUGGCUCUGCUCCUGGUGGCUCCAACGAGCCGCACGCCAUCCCGGUGCGCGCCCAGAUCGAGCGAAUGGAGGGCAAGUUGUCGCCGCCUCCCGCUCCGCCCUCGGGCGGAUGGCCUGGCGUGCUUCUGCCCCCGGCUCCGAGUGUUCCGGCUCCGCCGCCACCCAUCCGGCCGCCCAGCAUGGCCCCGCCUGCUCCUCCGCCGGCGCCACAGAGUCCGCCGACGACCAGGAGCCCGGAACCGGAGCCAGACUACCGGAUAGCCGGCGCCAAGGAGCACGUGCCGGCCUUCAUCCAGCGCCAGGAGCGCGACACCUUCGGGGCAGUGCGUACGCAGCAGCACCACCCGAUGAUGAACAGCAGCAGCCACAACCUGCACCUGGAGGAGCACCACCACCACCACAACCACUCGGCCUCCUCGUCACCGGCAGCCGCCGGCUGGGAGCAGUCGGAGCGGGAGAGAUCGCGCAGCCGGAGCCGCAGCCGGGAUCGGGAGGACUACUCCGAGUCGGUGUGGGACCGGGCGGAGGUGGAGGGUCCCGCCUCGGGCAGUGGCAGCGAGAAGGAGCGCGAGAAGCGGGAGCGCGAGCGGGAACGUCUCUACGAGCUGCGCCAGGUGGAGCGGGAGCGGGAGAGUCACAAAGUCUACCAGCCGGCACCGCCGCGGGUCAUCCAGGCCAGUCUGGACAACACGGGCCGGAGGGAUCGAGAACGGGAGAGGGAGCGGGAGCGGGAACGAGAGCAGGAACGCGGCCCGGCCACCUUCCGCACCCACAUGGCCCAGAAGUACGAGCAUGAGCGGAAGCGCAAGAGCUCGGCCAGCUCCGGGAUGCGUGAGGAGCUGGACUCGAUGCGUUCUCUGGCCACGCCGCCGCCGGCCGUCAUCGUCCCGGCCCCGGUGCCGCCUCCGCCCGCCGUCAGCCCGGGCCCGGGCUCCGGGGCGGGCGCCAGUAGCGCCUGUCUCACCUACAACCGGGUGCCGUGGAAGCUGCGCGUCCGCAAGGAGGUCUUCCAGCCGCACGAGCCGAUCGGGCCGCCCGUGGCCCUCGAUCUGCUCUUCGCCCAGGUGCUGGGCGACGUCUUCGGGGUGACGCCGUGCCUCCGGAUCACGCCCCAGGAGAAGAGCUCCGCCCUGAACAUGCUCCACGGGCAUGGCGUCAGUGUGGACACGCUGUCGGCGAGGAGUACCGGCGGAGCCGGGCAGCAGGUGCGGGCUCUGGUGAAGCGCCACCUGGUGGACAUGGCGCGCGACUGGCCGCUGUACUUCGCCCGCCUGUUCGCCGUCCAGGGCGCACCCCUCUACCCGGACGUGAGCAUCAUGGGCGUCUCCCACAGCGGCCUGUACCUGGCCCGGCGGGACGCCGACUACCUGAUCGUGGUGCAGGCCAUCUCCUUCGGGGAGAUCCAGAGCGCCGUCACCCUGCCGCGCCCGGCGGCCCUCCAGCUCAACCUGAGGAACGGCAAGCACCUGGCGCUCCACGCCUCCCGGGCAGCCGCCAUCCAGUCGAUGGUCACCACUUUUGUCCAGGAGUUCCGUAAGUCUCAAUCGAAGGCCUCAACUCUUUCGUCGGGAGCCCGGGCCGCCGCCCAGACCCUAAAUGUGCCGCUGGAGCGCCUGGAGUCCCGCCAGGCGCACAACCAGCGCAACGAGCACGGCGUGGAGGGCUCCUCCUCCCGCCAGAACGACUCCCAGCAACAGCAGCUGCAGCAGUCCUCCAACCAGAUGCAAUCCUUGCACCACCAACAGUCCGAGCUGCACCACCACCUGCAGCAGCAGCAGCAGCUGGAGCAGGAGGCUCUGGAGGAGCAGCAGCUGGCCUCGGAGCACCAGCAACACCAACAGCAGCAGCAGCACCAGCAGCAGCGAUUCCUCAAGCAGCAGAGCUAUCUGCACUCGGCACGGAAAUCGAACGCCGGCCAGCAGCCAUCCUCCCUCACAAAUGGACAGAGUCAUCACCAGCAGCAGCAGCAGCAGGAGCAAUUGCACCAGUCCCUGCCACACCACGACCUGGACGCCAACUAUCUGCAGGACGAGAGCAAUGGCGGCACUCCGCCCUCCGUCACCAAGUACUCGUUGCUCCAGUUUGCGAUGCAACAUUUCCGUAACGACCAACUGAGAGAUGCAGAUCGUCACCAUGAGAGGCAUCAGUCUGCCGCCAAUCGGUCGUACGCGGAGCUCGUCAAGUGGCAAGGACAUGCGAUCAGGCUGCCCCUCCUGCGGCUCCCCAACGAUCUGGCGCCCCUGGCUCUGGAGUGCUUCGACUGCAUCCUGCGCUACUGCGGCGACAUACCCCUGGAUCCCGACCUCACCGAGGUCAAGUGCGUCUACACUGUGCUCAUGCACUGUCACAAAUAUCUGGCCCUCCGCGACGAGGUCUACUGCCAGCUGAUGAAACAGACUACGGCCAAUAGAUCGCCCUGCCCGGACAGCUCGCAGCGCGCCUGGCGACUUCUCAGCAUUCUGGCCGCCUACUUUGGCUGCUCGGAUGCACUGCGUCCCUACCUGAUGGAGCACCUGACCUCGGCGGCCUCGGACAGGAGGCGUUCCUGCCAUGGCACCGCCGCCGUUUGCCUCACGAAUCUCCGGAAGACAGCACGCUGCGGCGGCCGGAAGAACGUGCCCAGUGUGGAGGAGGUGACUGCCGUGUCGGCUGGAAGGUCGGCCCGUCGCCAGAUCUACCGGCUGCCGGGAGGAGCGGAGCGCGUGGUGAACACUCGCUGCUCCACCGUGGUGGCGGAUGUCAUUGCGGAGUUGUGCGCCCUCCUGGGCGUGGAGUCCGAGGCCGAGCAGCAGGAGUUCUCGUUGUACUGCAUCGUCCAGGGCGAUGCCUUCACCAUGCCCCUGGCUGCGGACGAGUAUAUUCUGGAUGUGACCACGGAGCUGCUGAAAUCCGGCCAGCCCUUCUACCUGAUCUUCUGCCGAUCCGUGUGGCAUUUCGCGCUGAAGCGAGAGCCCGCUCCGCUGCCUCUCUACGUGGAGGUGCUCUUCAAUCAGGUGGCUCCCGACUAUCUGGAGGGUCUGCUGCUGGAGCUGCCGGGCAACGGAGUGCCCGUGCCGGAGAUGGUGCGCGACAUGGCCCGGAUAGCCGCCCUCCUCCAUCGCGCCGCCGACCUGAGCCACGUCCCGGCCAUGAAGGAGAUCAAGUUCUUGCUGCCCAAGCCGGCGCUGGGCAUUCGUGAGAUCCGUCCCGCCCAGUGGGUGGGCCUGGUGCAGUCCGCCUGGCCGCAGGUGGCGGGCCUGAGUCCCGGCCAGGUCAAGGCCCAGUUCCUGAAUGUCCUGGCAGCCUGGCCGCUCUUCGGCAGCAGUUUCUUUGCCGUGAAACGUAUCUGGGCGGAGGAGGGUCCCCACGUGGAGGACAGUCCCAUGUGGCGCGACCUCAUCCUGGCGCUGAAUCGCAGGGGUGUGCUCUUCCUGGACCCCAAUACCCAUGAGACCCUGCAGCACUGGAGCUUCAUGGAGGUUAUAUCGACGAGGAAGGUUCGCUCGGAGGAUGGCGCUCUCUUCCUGGACAUGAAGGUCGGAAAUCUGAUGCAGCAGCGCGUGAUCCGCGUCCAGACGGAGCAGGCGCACGAGAUCUCCCGCCUGGUGCGACAGUACAUCACCAUGGCCCAGAUCAGUCAGCGGGACAAGCGGGAGCUCAACUAAUCCCCUCCAGAGCAACCCUCCAGAGCAACGAACGAACGCCCCAUAUUAUUAUUAUUAUGAUUAUUAUUACGAUUAUUAUUAUUAUGAUUAUUAUUAUGCUGAUUAUUAUUAUUUUAUUGAUAUUCGAUCGAGUAACCGAACA